AAAAUUACCCCUUGGGUAAAACUUCUCAUAGAAAAAUAGAAAGUCGACAUUCUUCACCUGUAACUGCAAAACAAUUCCUUCCCCGUCGUGAACGGUGGCGUUUUAUUUUUCCGGUGAUGAAGAUCGUAACAUACAACGUAAACGGACUCAGGCAACGCAUUUCUCAAUUCGGCUCUCUUCUCAACUUGCUUAAUUCUUUCGACGCCGACAUCAUUUGUUUUCAGGAGACUAAAUUGAGAAGACAAGAACUGACAUCAGAUUUAGCCAUAGCUGACGGUUACGAGUCCUUUUUUUCUUGCACUCGUACUGUUGAGAAAGGCCGCACUGGUUAUUCCGGCGUGGCUACGUUCUGCCGAGCAAAGUCUGCGUUUUCGAGUUCUGAAGUGGCAUUGCCCGUUGGAGCUGAGGAAGGCUUCACCGGUCUCCUGUAUAGUUCUAGAAACGGUAAACAUGAUUUGCCAAUUGUGGUUCAAGGCCUCGAGGAGUUUGAUAAAGACGAGCUUCUUAAGAUUGAUAACGAGGGUCGGUGUGUAAUCACUGAUCAUGGUCAUUUUGUUCUUUUCAAUCUAUAUGGGCCUCGAGCAGUGAGUGAUGAUGCCGAAAGGAUACAGUUUAAGCUUAUGUUCUUUAAGAUAUUGCAGAAAAGAUGGGAGAGUCUUAUUCACCAGGGAAGGAGGAUAUGUGUUGUUGGUGAUCUCAACAUUGCUCCUACUGCUAUGGAUCGCUGCGAUGCUGGUCCAGAUUUUGAGAUGAAUGAGUUUAGAAGAUGGUUUAGAUCCAUGUUAGUGGAGUCUGGAGGUUCCUUUUUUGAUGUUUUCAGAUCAAAACAUCCUGACAGAAGAGAUGCCUACACAUGUUGGCCAUCAAAUACAGGUGCUGAACAAUUUAACUAUGGGACUAGAAUUGACCAUAUUCUUUGUGCUGGGUCAUGCUUGCAUCAAGAUAAUGAUUUGCCAAAUCAUGAUUUUGUAACUUGUCAUGUUAAGGAGACCGACAUAUUGACAGAUUAUAAGCGCUGGAAACCUGGAGAUACAGUGAGGUGGAAGGGAGGUUGGGGCAUCAAAUUGGAAGGUUCUGAUCACGCUCCAGUUUUUAUGAGUUUGGUCGAAAUCCCAGAUAUCCUCCAACAUGACACUCCAUCUUUAUCCUCUAGAUAUCUUCCCAUGAUUCAUGGUUUCCAGCAGACUCUUGUUUCUGUUUUAAAGAAAAGACAAGCUGCUAUGCAAGUUCAAUCAUAUGGGUUAUCAAGUUCAUUGUCAGAUGGCGGUGUUGCUAUAGAGAAAUGCACUGAAAGCAUGAAAAGAUCAUACAGUAACUGUACUAUAUCUAGUCCAUCUGCAAUUAAUUCAUGUUAUUUGAAUGAAGAUUCUGAUGGCACUAUUUUGGGAACAGAAGAGUCUUCGAAAGAUUUAUCUGGCGAAACUUGUCAGGGCGCAACUAUUAUGUCCCAAAGCAGGCAUAAUAAUUCAAAGUCUGCUGAGAAAACCAAGAAGAAAGCAAGAAAAAGCCAAUCGUCUCAGCUUUCUAUAAAAUCAUUUUUCCAAAGAGGUCCGAACCUUAGCAAUGGUGAUAAGAUCACUUCUGUUUCUUUUUCACACUGUCAUGAAGAUAUACCAAACUCUAUUGAUCCUCCGACUAAGACGGCUUCACAGGAUGAGCAGUGCAGCAGCAGCUCCGGAUACGAUUCAUUGAACUUGAGCACAGGCGAUAAGGAUCAGGACAAGGUCAAUGACAGUCCUUCAGGAAAAGAGAAAAAUAAUACAGCUUUACACGAGUGGCAAAGAAUACAGCAACUCAUGCAAAAUAGUAUACCUCUUUGCAAGGGCCACAAGGAACCUUGCGUUUCGCGGAUAGUGAAAAAACCGGGUCCUACUUUUGGACGCAGAUUUUUUGUCUGCGCUCGAGCUGAGGGGCCUGCAUCUAAUCCUGAAGCAAGCUGUAACUACUUUAAAUGGGCUUCAUCAAAAUCGCAGCCUAAAUGAUGACUGAUGAUCAUUUUUGCGCUUAUGAUAUAGAUUUAGACUUGAAAGCAGUCAUCAAGCUCUUGGAAAGAAGCGCAGACACCACUUCAACACGAGUAGGAUUUUUCACGCCGGAAGCUAUUACUUUCUCUUUAAGAUUAGAAAUGGCAGAUCCAUCAAAAACAAAUCUUGUCGCAUUCAUUUUCUCAACUUUGAUAAAAUUUCUCAAUAUAGCUGUAAAAGUUGCAUCUGCGGGGAAAUCUUCAAAUUUUGGAAAGAUAGACGGGCCAUCAAAACUUGGCAUCAUUCUCUUAUCAUCUCCAUCACAAGCCAUGGCUCCCCAAGCUUUUAGAAACGAAGCUAAAGCACAACCGUCCAUGACCAAGUGUAGAACAUUGAUUCCGAUGGUGAAGCCGCCGCAUGCAAAGACAGUUUCCUGAAUCAUGGUAACAUAAGAACCUGAAGUUGGUGCAUGAAAUAUAGAUUUAUUUGGUAAGAAUUGAUACAAUGAUGUAAUAUCAGGGUGUUUGAGAAAUUCCGACACCGAAAUAUCUGCCCUAGCCUCUAAAUAUAGAACCCCUUCGUCAUUACAUUCAAUGGAAAGAUCAUCUGCAAUCUUUCCUGCAAGCGGAUAAAACUGUGUUAGGGUUUGAGAUAAUGAUUUCUUGAGUGAUAAUGUAUUAUUACAAGCAAAAAUUUUGUC
Molecule: messenger RNA, 2664 nt
Organism: Mercurialis annua (annual mercury)
Lineage: Eukaryota; Viridiplantae; Streptophyta; Magnoliopsida; Malpighiales; Euphorbiaceae
Product: DNA-(apurinic or apyrimidinic site) endonuclease 2
Exons: 11
Coding region: 117-1982 (621 amino acids)
Biological process (GO): base-excision repair
Cellular component (GO): nucleus
Molecular function (GO): phosphoric diester hydrolase activity; zinc ion binding; DNA-(apurinic or apyrimidinic site) endonuclease activity
Source: RefSeq, a predicted model, not a curated record